CCUCUCCGGAGGGUUCGAAACUGGUGAGGGUAGCCUGUGUCGGAAUGGCAGCGGAGAGCAUCGAGUCAGUUGGUGUAGAGACUUCACCAAGUGCACUCGCUUGUGUGGGUCUAAUGUCAGCCCGCGUGUCCGCCACAUUUGAUCCACGUUUUCGUAUUCUAACAUGGAAAUGCAGUGAAAUGUAAAACGUCGCAGCCGAAACGUCAGUUGUCGAGACUGUGAUCGUUUCCUUCCUUCGCGCCGAGCUAUGAUUUCCCCCGCUGCAACGAUGUCGUACGAUUAUCCUCAUCCGGUUUCAAGAACGUACCAAUACAAAAAGAUAACGAAGCCGCUGUUAGAGAGGAAGAGACGCGCGCGAAUAAACCGUUGUCUGGAUGAGCUCAAGAACAUCAUGGUGGACGCUUUGGAGACCGAGAGAGAGAACAUCAGCAAGCUGGAGAAGGCGGACAUCCUCGAGCUGACGGUCCGCCAUCUGCAGAGACUGCAGGCCUCGCGAUCCCCCGGGUUAUCGGCUACCGGCGGCGGCGACGGAAUUUCCGCUGAGAAUCGCUGGCGAUGCGGAUUUGGGCAUUGCGCGGCCGAAGCCUGCAAAUUUCUCUCGUCGCUGUCGGGUGAAGCCGCGGAGAGACUGGCGAGGCAUCUUGCGUCUGGUCUUCAAACGAGCCCGCAGUCCAACUCACCGCAGCCGAAAAUCGACCUCUUAUCACCCAGCCUAACAAAUAGCGUCGCUAGCAACGCGUUAUCUUGCACCGUCGAUAUCUCCGGUGAGAUCGACUCGGUAGUACAUCGCGCGAAUCUGUCGCCGAUUAUAUCCACAUCUUGCACCGAUAAUAAACAUGUUGACGAGAUCCACGACACCAACGCCUCAACAACAAUCGUCUCUACGUCUCAGUGUCAAGCCUCGAUGUCGCUCGUUAACGACAAAAAGAAAUUAACAGCGGAUUUUAGUACGAAACUGAAGAAUCCAGAGGAUCAGAGGGCAGUGACAACUGCGACGACGACGAUAACGACGAGGAACAAAUCGUAUAACUUACAGGAUGUUAACGCUGAGGACGAUGAAGAAAUCGACGUCGAACGUGUAGAGGAACGCAAUACGAUAUGGAGACCGUGGUAGUGCGAAAGCACUUUGUGCUUAAUUAUCAAUUAAUAACGUACAUUCCCUAUGCAGAUUCCUAUUCUUCCUAAAACUUGCCGUUGUAUAUCUUACACGUUUACGUUUUGGUAGAAUUAAUACAGAAGAGAUGCUAGAAACAGCAUAAUCGAAAAGAUUUUAUUCAAACUUGUUAUUUCAUGUGACAAGGAUAUAACACUUCUAUGUGUUUAUAUCAUUACUUCCUUGCAAGUACAAAAUAGUCUUUCCGAUAUACUCCGGUAUUCGAGAAUUAUUUUUAAUAAUUAUAGACCGAUCGCGUGAUAUCAAUAUAUACACAUGUAGAAGAAAGUUUAUUCGAGAGUAAAAAGUUUAUUCGAUAUCAUUUCAUUAAAUAAUGGUGAUAAAACAAUAUAUAUAAACAUAUCAUAUACCAUAUAAAGACUAAUGGAGAGAUCAUCGGUAUUGUAAAGUUACGUAAUGUUAAUAUUUUAUACUAUGGUCAUUUUUUGUAUUAUAGUUAAUAGUGUUCUGUUAAUUCUACAUUACUUUGGUAUUUGGCUUUAAAUAGACAUAAGUGUGUGAUAGAUCAUUCUUAUAUAUACAUUAUUUGUAUAUAUUAGAUUAUAACUUACAGAAGAAACAGAUUAGAAAAAAAUCCUCUUUAAUCCAUAUUCUUAUAAGAAUUAUAAAGUUUAUGAAAAUAAUAACAAGAAAAGUUAUUAAUUUAGAAAACAUUUUGGAAAA
Messenger RNA from Odontomachus brunneus, 1837 nucleotides. RefSeq names its product enhancer of split mgamma protein-like. Gene Ontology annotation, cellular component: nucleus. NCBI's taxonomy places the organism in Eukaryota, Metazoa, Arthropoda, Insecta, Hymenoptera, Formicidae. Gene Ontology annotation, molecular function: DNA-binding transcription factor activity, RNA polymerase II-specific; protein dimerization activity; RNA polymerase II cis-regulatory region sequence-specific DNA binding. The coding region runs from base 248 to 1114 and encodes 288 amino acids. The transcript has 5 exons. Gene Ontology annotation, biological process: regulation of neurogenesis; anterior/posterior pattern specification; regulation of transcription by RNA polymerase II. The record is from RefSeq and is a predicted model, not a curated record.